This is a messenger RNA of Brassica rapa (field mustard), 794 nucleotides long. RefSeq lists its product as uncharacterized. The record is from RefSeq and is a predicted model, not a curated record. Lineage: Eukaryota; Viridiplantae; Streptophyta; Magnoliopsida; Brassicales; Brassicaceae.
GUGGGAGGUACUCCAAAAGACUUUUGGGAACGUUACCAAUCUGAACCGUGUGUAUGAGAUCAAGAAAGCUAUCAACACACUGGUACAAGAUGGAGAGGAGUUCACCAAGCAUUUGGGCAAGUAUAGAUCCUUGUGGUCUGAGCUUGAAUCGUUGAGGCCAAGCACUAAUGAUCAAGAGCUACUCAUGGAGAGGAGGGAGCAGGAUCAGGUGUUUGGGUUGCUGUUGACGUUGGAUCCUCCAUUCAACGAUGUGAUCAAGCACAUGUUGAGGAUGCCAAAUCUCCCAUCCAUGGAGGAAGUGUGUGCGCAACUUCAGAAGGAGGAAGGGUCACUUGGGCUCUUCGGAAGCAAGGGAGACUUAGCUCUAGCCAACAAGGCUGAGGAAGGAGCGCAAGCUAACCGUGCAGCAUACAAGACUGAUGAGAGGAAGUAUGGUGAUGAGAGGAGGUUUGGAGGCAACUGUGAUCACUGCAAGAAGCCGGGACACAAGAGGAGCCAGUGCUGGAUCCUUCAUCCCCAUCUCAAGCCGGCCAAGUUCAACAAGGAUCGAGAAGCCAGAGCUAACCUGUCUACUGAAGCAAGUGAAGCCGGUCCAUCAGGAGCAGGCUCAAGUGCACAAGUGGGUGAAAGCGCAGGCAAGGCAAUGGCAACUCACUACACGGCCGCAAAGAGUUUGGAGCAUGAAGUGAUCCGCAAAUCUGACAUUGAUGCCCUCAUCAAAGCUCUUAAGGAGUCUGGAUAUUGAGAGCAAUAAGUUGAUCGGACAAGGAGUAACCAAGGGGGAUCUUUAUGUA